Xenopus laevis (African clawed frog) is the source of this 1373-nucleotide messenger RNA. It is a transcript of the gene mgst2.L, whose product is annotated as microsomal glutathione S-transferase 2 L homeolog. Bases 16 to 843 code for a protein of 275 amino acids. The transcript is spliced from 7 exons. Lineage: Eukaryota; Metazoa; Chordata; Amphibia; Anura; Pipidae. The record is from RefSeq and is a predicted model, not a curated record.
CCCCCCAUUUUACCAAUGAUCGACGCCUCAGUCAGCCUCAGACACAAUAGCACUCACCGUCUACCGUCUCCUCCACUGUUUCAUCCUCGCUGUCCAUGGCUUGUUCCUCCGCAAGUGACAGGCGACAGCAAGUUAUUCGGCGUGCGUGUUCCUCCCAGCUCUAGCUCCCCCUCCCUGCUGAGUAUAAUUGGUACACUCUGUUCCUCCCGGCGUUCCCGCGCCGCCUCUGAUUCGCUCCUGCUCCCUCUACUGGUGGCUGAGCGGUUCUGGAUUUGGCACCGGAUCUCGAAAACACAGGAUCUCUCAAACAUGGCUGAGGAUAAAGUGCUCCUUGCUGCCGUUUCUGUUCUUUCAGCUUGUCAGCUGGACCGGAUCUCGAAAACACAGGAUCUCUCAAACAUGGCUGAGGAUAAAGUGCUCCUUGCUGCCGUUUCUGUUCUUUCAGCUUGUCAGCUGGCCUUGUAUGCAGUGCUUGUGGGCAAGUCAAGGAUGAAGCAUAAAGUAAUCCCCCCUGCAGUGACUGGGCCACCAGAAUUUGAGAGAACCUUGCGUGCCCAACAAAACUAUGUGGAGUUCAUGCCAAUAUUCUUGGUACUGCUAUGGACCGCCGGCCUUUACUUUCAUCAAGAAACAGCAGCAGUUUUUGGCUUGCUAUACAUAAUAGCACGGCACAUCUACUUCAGAGGUUAUACUGGUUCUGUACAAGGCAGGGUUCCUGGAUUCCUGAUGUGUUUGGCACUACUGUUUUUGCUGCUUUUUAUGGCAGCUGUUGGCAUCACAGGCAGUCUUUUGAAGAAAUAUCUGGACCUUAAUAUUUUCAAAAAAAUGCAUAAGAUGAUAUAAUUAUUGGGAAGGUAUUGUACAUGUCUGAAUGCUUUUCUAGUGUGAAUAUCAUAUGAGUGUGUGCAUUUAUAUUGAUUUCAUAUAUCUGAUUGGCAUAUCAAAAUUGCAAUUUGUGUUGAGAGUUAAAAACAAGAUUGUACAGCUGAUCUACAAUGUUAAAACACAAUAAUUCAUGUUUAUUUAAAAUAUGUUAAAAGUUUAAGUUUGAUUUUUGAGUAUAAAAAAAACAUUUUUGUCUGAGAAUUUUGAUCAAAAAAAAAAUUCAAAUUUGAAAUUACUAUUCGACUCUUAAUAAAUCUAUCCCUUAAGAUUAAUCAAACAAGGAGAAUAAAUGCAUAAGUUGUAGAACAACCGUUGGAAAGAAGUCACUGCCACAAAAAGCUUACUAUCUACUAUCAUUUAUACAGUGAUUCAUGUGUAUAUAUGUGCUUGUGUAUACAGUAUAUAUAUUUUUCCACUUAGUUAUGCUCAGUAUUUGCAUUUAUUUAUCAAAAUAUAUUAAAAUUGUAGCCUAAGGAAGCUACCCAGUU